Triticum turgidum subsp. durum (durum wheat) is the source of this 423-nucleotide messenger RNA. The record is from the annotation of a GenBank genome assembly. NCBI's taxonomy places the organism in Eukaryota, Viridiplantae, Streptophyta, Magnoliopsida, Poales, Poaceae.
AUGCCGCGCCACCUCGGCCUUCACGGCGUGAUCGCCGCCGGCGCGUCGCGCCACCUCGCCCUGCACCACAGCGGCGUGAUCGCGGCCGCGGUGCCGGCGGCGGCGGCGUUCCUGGCCGUGUGCACGCUGGCGCUGGCGCUGUGCGCGUCGCACUCGGGGGCGGGGGCGGCGGCGACAGAGCGGCUGCGGCGCGCGCUGGCGAGCGUGAGCCGCCGGAGGACGGACCCGGUCAUCAGCAUCCACCAGGUGCAGCCCGGCGGCGUAGGGGCCGACGCGUCCCCGCCGCCUUGCGUCUGGCAGAAAGGGAUCCUCAUGGGAGGGAAGUGCCAGCUGCCGGACUUCUCCGGCGUCAUCAACUACGACCCCGCCGGCAACAUGGUCGCGCCCGGCCGUCCUCGGGCCUUGCCGGCGCUUGGCUGGUGA